This is a messenger RNA of Wyeomyia smithii (pitcher-plant mosquito), 2485 nucleotides long. Its product is annotated as glucose dehydrogenase [FAD, quinone]-like. The record is from RefSeq and is a predicted model, not a curated record. Bases 229 to 2166 code for a protein of 645 amino acids. Lineage: Eukaryota; Metazoa; Arthropoda; Insecta; Diptera; Culicidae. Gene Ontology annotation, molecular function: oxidoreductase activity, acting on CH-OH group of donors; flavin adenine dinucleotide binding. The transcript is spliced from 2 exons.
ACAUAUUGAAAUGCAAUUUUAAAACGCCGAAGAGUACUACACAGCAAAUAAUUAAAACCAUUUUCGAGUGUAAGAAUACCAAUCAACGAUCUUCAGCAGUCAGCCGUUAUGUGUGAUUGCCUGCGACAGCAAAAAUGAUCGUAACCCACGAUACAUUACAAGGCGACAUGCGUUCAGUUUCGAUCGGACUAGCGUAAAGAGCGGAAAGAGUGCAAACACGUAGUGAAAAUGGGACCGGUAGAUGCACAUGGUGCACUUUUGCGCAUAAUAUAUACUCGCCCGGGAAGCAUUGUCAUGCUCUUGCUGUUAGAUGCGAUAAUUUGGCUGCAGCGAACUGAUAUUGUAGAUUACCAAAAUCGAGUUCAAGACAUUCCACCACAGUUUAUAUACGAUGUGUACGAUUUUGUAGUAGUUGGAGCAGGAAGUGCUGGGGCAGCAGUAGCAGCAAGGCUUUCGGAAGUCUGCAGCUGGAACGUACUCUUGCUUGAAGCAGGUCAAGAUGAAACCUACCUCACAGAUUUGCCAUAUUUGUAUCCUACGUUGCAAAGAUCGAAUUUAGACUGGAAGUUUAGGACGGAACCGAACCCCAAUUUUUGUCAAGGAAUGGAGAACAAUCAAUGUGCUUGGCCUAGGGGGAAAGUUCUAGGUGGGUCUUCAGUGUUAAAUGCCAUGAUGUAUAUUCGUGGUAAUCCCGCGGACUACGAUGAGUGGGAAAGUUUCGGAAAUAUUGGUUGGAGUUGGAAAGAUGUUUUACCCUAUUUUGUAAAGAUGGAAAAUGUACGCGAUCCGAAAAUUGCAAAUCAACCAUAUCAUGGAACUACCGGACCUCAGACUGUAGAGUUGUUUAGAAAUCGUUCUGUUUUGAUGCAAUAUUUUUUCGAAGCUGCUAAACAGAUGAAUCAAACCAUUGCUGAUGAGAUGAACGGUCCCUCCCAGAAUGUGUUUGGACCUCUACAUGGAUCGAUUAGAGAUGGUUUACGGUGCAGCACUGCUAAAGCAUAUUUACGACCGGUAUGGAGGAGAAAAAAUUUUCAUGUGUCAAUGCAUUCUAUGGUCGAAAAAAUAUUAAUCGACCCAAAGGACAAACGAGCAUAUGGGGUUCUGUUCAGAAAACAAAACGUACUACAUUACGUAUUAGCAUUGAAGGAGGUUAUUUUAUCAGCUGGGUCGCUCAACACUCCUCAACUGCUGAUGAUCUCCGGUGUUGGGGCAAAAGCGGAGUUAGAAGCUCACGACAUUGAAGUUAUCCACGAUUCGCCGGGAGUUGGAAAAAAUCUUCAGGAUCACGUUGCAACUGGUGGCAUAACAUUUUUGAUUAGCAAUCCAAAUAAUACAGGGCCACUGUCGAUAUCAUUGAUUCAGUCCGUUUCAGGACCGGCCAUACGUGAUUUUAUUUUCAACAAUAGUGGAAUAUUCAUGAAUAUGCCAUCUUGUCAAGUGAUGGGGUUCAUAAACACAAAAUACGAACCGGUCGGUAGCACCCGUCCUGACAUUCAAAUUUUCAUGUCUGCCCAGUCAGAGCUUGCGGACGGGGGAACCUGGGCAGCCUACGGAGCAGCACUUUCCCAUAAGUAUUAUGCAACGAACUUCGAGCGGUGGGUUUUUCACGAUUCGUUUCUCAUCAUGCCGCUUCUGAUGAGACCACAGAGCCGUGGACAUCUAGAGUUAAGAAGCAAAAAUCCAUACGAUAAGAUUAAGAUUUAUCCAAAUUACUUUGCAGUACGUCGUGAUAUAGAUAUUCUGAUUGAAGGUCUUAAAUAUUGUCUUCGGUUGGCGCAUACUCCUGCGUUGCAAGCGUUGAAUGCUACCCUAAUAUAUAAAACGGAAUCACACGCAACAUGCAGCGGCAGAACGGGCGAUGAUUUCUACGAAUGUCUCGUGCGUCAUUUUUCUCAAACCAUUUAUCACCCCGUCGGAACAACCAUGAUGGGCCCCAAAAGCGAUCCGAUGGCUGUGGUUGACGAUCAGCUUAGAGUGCAUGGGAUUGGUGGAUUACGAGUAGUUGACGCCGGAAUUAUGCCCACAAUUGUUACCGGGAACACAAAUGCAGCGGUAAUAAUGAUCGGAGAAAAAGGGGCAGAUUUAAUCAAAGCUGCUCAUUUGCCAGACCUGUUGAAGCAACCGAAUUUAGCACCGUGUAGCACGUAUAAUUUUAAAUACAACUGACAAGUUAAAGUAUAACUUUGGUACAAAGUUUAUUUACAUUAAAAAUCCAAUUUCUUUUUUCGAGCGUUUUUAAACAAACUUUAUCCUUUAAAACUUUUGGUGCUUGUAGACUCCUUAAUUUUGAAUGGAUGCUGUGAAUAAACGUACUAAUUCUAACAAAUUGUUAUUCGAUAUCUCAGCCAUUGUAACGCUCUACUUAUAAGAUAGGGGUAAUUAAUAACUGAACGAUUUAUUUCACCUGUGUUCAAUCCGUAAAUCACAAUUAUAUCUUUAUUUCAUGCACACUUUAUGCAAUAAUUUUUAUCGCUUAUAGAUAAUU